UCUUUGCAGCAGCUGUAGGGAGGGGAGGCCAUUUUCCGUUUCUAGAAGAGUGAGGGCGAGAGGAGAGAGAAAAGAGGGGGAAAAAAAGGGCUCAGCGCCUCCCCGCCGGGCCGUGGACAAGAGGGACAGUUUCGGCAGGCGGGUGAGGUUGCUGACGGCCUGGAGAAGAUGUUUUCGCUGUCGAACACCGUUCAGCCCCAGGUUACAGUUCCUCUGAGUCAUCUCAUCAAUGCCUUCCAUUCACCGAAAAACACAUCUGUUUCUGUCAGUGCAUCAGUUUCUCAAAACCAGCAUUGGGAUGUAGUGUCUGAGCAUGAGGCUCCCAGCAGUGAGCCUAUACUUAACUUAAGGGACCUUGGAUUAUCUGAAUUAAAAAUUGGACAAAUUGAUCAACUGGUAGACAGUCUACUUCCUGGAAUUUGUAAGGACAAAAACGUUUCUUCCCAUUGGCAUACAUCUCAUGUAUCUGCACAGUCCUUCUUUGAAAAUAAAUAUGGUUGCUUAGAUAUAUUUAGUACUUUACGUUCCUCUUGCUUGUACAGACAACAUUCAAGAACUCUUAAACGAAUUUGUUCAGAUCUUCAGUACUGGCCAGUUUUCAUACAGUCUCGGGGUUUUAAAACUUUAAAAUCAAGGACACGACGUCUACAGUCCACUUCUGAAAGAUUAGCAGAAACACAACAUACAGCACCAUCAUUCGUGAAGGGGUUUCUUUUGCGGGACAGAGGAUCAGACGUUGAGAGUUUGGACAAACUCAUGAAAACCAAAAACAUACCUGAAGCUCACCAAGAUGCAUUUAAAACUGGUUUUGCAGAGGGUUUUCUGAAAGCUCAAGCACUGACACAAAAAACCAAUGAUUCUCUAAGAAGAACUCGCCUGAUUGUCUUUAUUCUGCUGGUAGUCGGCAUUUAUGGACUCUUAAAAAACCCAUUUUUAUCUGUCCGCUUCCGGACAACAACAGGGCUUGAUUCUGCCGUAGAUCCUGUGCAGAUGAAAAAUGUUACCUUUGAACAUGUUAAAGGAGUGGAGGAAGCUAAACAAGAAUUACAAGAAGUUGUUGAAUUCUUGAAAAAUCCACAAAAAUUUACUGUUCUUGGAGGUAAACUUCCGAAAGGAAUUCUUUUAGUUGGACCACCGGGGACAGGGAAGACACUUCUUGCCCGAGCUGUGGCCGGAGAAGCUGAUGUUCCUUUUUAUUAUGCUUCUGGAUCAGAAUUUGAUGAGAUGUUUGUGGGUGUGGGAGCCAGCCGUAUAAGAAAUCUUUUUAGGGAAGCAAAAGCAAAUGCCCCGUGUGUUAUAUUUAUUGAUGAAUUAGAUUCUGUUGGUGGGAAGCGAAUUGAAUCUCCAAUGCAUCCAUAUUCACGGCAGACCAUAAAUCAACUUCUUGCUGAAAUGGAUGGUUUUAAACCCAACGAAGGAGUUAUCAUCAUAGGAGCCACGAACUUCCCAGAGGCAUUAGAUAACGCCUUAAUACGUCCUGGUCGUUUUGACAUGCAGGUUACAGUUCCCAGGCCAGAUGUGAAAGGUCGAACAGAAAUCUUGAAGUGGUAUCUCAAUAAAAUAAAGUUUGAUCAGUCUGUUGAUCCAGAAAUCAUAGCUCGAGGUACUGUUGGCUUUUCUGGAGCAGAGUUGGAGAAUCUUGUGAACCAAGCUGCUUUAAAGGCAGCUGUUGAUGGAAAAGAAAUGGUUACGAUGAAGGAACUAGAGUUUUCCAAAGAUAAAAUCCUAAUGGGGCCUGAGCGUAGAAGUGUGGAAAUUGAUAACAAAAACAAAACGAUCACAGCGUAUCAUGAAUCUGGUCAUGCUAUUAUUGCAUACUACACUAAAGAUGCUAUGCCUAUCAACAAAGCUACAAUCAUGCCACGAGGGCCAACACUUGGACAUGUGUCCCUGUUGCCUGAGAAUGAUCGAUGGAACGAAACUAGAGCUCAGCUUCUUGCUCAGAUGGAUGUCAGUAUGGGAGGAAGAGUGGCAGAGGAACUUAUAUUUGGAACUGAUCAUAUUACAACAGGUGCUUCCAGUGAUUUUGAUAAUGCAACCAAAAUAGCAAAGCAGAUGGUCACCAAAUUUGGAAUGAGUGAAAAGCUUGGAGUUAUGACCUACAGUGAUACAGGGAAACUGAGUCCAGAAACUCAAUCUGCUAUUGAACAGGAAAUCAGAAUCCUUCUGAGGGAUUCGUAUGAGCGAGCAAAACAUAUCUUGAAGACUCAUGCAAAAGAGCACAAAAAUCUAGCAGAAGCUUUAUUGACCUAUGAGACUUUGGAUGCCAAAGAGAUUCAGAUUGUUCUUGAGGGGAAGAAAUUGGAUGUGAGAUGAUAGCUCUUGAUGCAUUGUUGGUUUUAUUGCAAGACCAUAAGUAGCACUGCAGUAGUCGUAUUUUGCAACACUUUUCUCCCAUUCUUGGUAUCACUCAAGGGUGUGAAACACUUUGUCAGUCUUUUGUCACAUUUGUCUAAUUUUGAUUAUUCUCAUGAUGGACACCUACUGCAAAUAGCAAUUUAUUAAAGAAAAUAAAGAACUAUCAGGAUUGAAAACAGCUUGUUUGAGAAAUGUCAAUCAGUUAUUAAGUUGAAAAUAAGUAAUGAUUUUAUGGUUGGUUACAGUGCUAGAUGUGAAUAGAAAUUGUGCCUUUAGCUCUUGGGAAGUAUUUUUACUUAGGAAAAUAAAAUUCUUGAAGGAUUGUCUUUAUUUCUAGAUAGUACCACUUAUCUUUGAUAAAGAAAUGAUGCUAUUUGGCUAUUGGUAAAUCAUAUUUCUACAUACAUCAGUGGAAACUUCAUUAAGAUGCACUUAAUUAUGAUCUAGAUUGACCAUAUAUAAAGUGUUUUUUUAAAAAUCUAAGAGUAGAGAACUGUGAACCUACAGAUACAAUUGGAAUUUAAAUGAUUAUUAUAAGCUUUUUAAAAUGCAGCUUGCAUUUUCAUGGUCUUUUUUUUUUUAACAUUACUAUCACUCUGAAAAUGAAGUUUAUUUCAGAGCAGCAGUAUUUUGUUAAAUAAACAAGUAACACACCUCAAAUUAUGAAUAACUAUGUAAUUAUGCUUUGCAUUAAAACCAAAAUAAAACCAAAAACCCAGUCCCGUUCAGAGUGAACUUUUGAAUUAUGCUGUGUUAGAAAUGGAAAGUUGUGUUUAUUUUUCAGUCAGAUUUUGUGAAUAUGAAUGUGUUACAGAAUUUACAGAUGACUUUAUUUAACUCAGUAGAAAAAUUAUUUUAGAGCA
Delphinapterus leucas (beluga whale) is the source of this 3221-nucleotide messenger RNA. RefSeq names its product YME1 like 1 ATPase (gene YME1L1). Gene Ontology annotation, molecular function: metalloendopeptidase activity; ATP-dependent peptidase activity; ATP binding. Gene Ontology annotation, cellular component: mitochondrial inner membrane. Gene Ontology annotation, biological process: mitochondrion organization; protein quality control for misfolded or incompletely synthesized proteins. NCBI's taxonomy places the organism in Eukaryota, Metazoa, Chordata, Mammalia, Artiodactyla, Monodontidae. The record is from RefSeq and is a predicted model, not a curated record.